This is a messenger RNA of Ictalurus punctatus (channel catfish), 2756 nucleotides long. It is a transcript of the gene cacng8b, whose product is annotated as calcium channel, voltage-dependent, gamma subunit 8b. The coding region runs from base 610 to 1887 and encodes 425 amino acids. Gene Ontology annotation, cellular component: AMPA glutamate receptor complex; postsynaptic density membrane. Gene Ontology annotation, molecular function: channel regulator activity; voltage-gated calcium channel activity. Gene Ontology annotation, biological process: neurotransmitter receptor internalization; calcium ion transport; regulation of AMPA receptor activity. The record is from RefSeq and is a predicted model, not a curated record. Lineage: Eukaryota; Metazoa; Chordata; Actinopteri; Siluriformes; Ictaluridae. The transcript is spliced from 6 exons.
ACAAGUUGCUUACGUCUCUCUCUCUCUCUCCCUCUCUCUCUCUCUCUCCGCGGGCGGGGUGUACGCAGUCGCGCUGAGGACAUACACACACAGACACACACACGUUAGCUACGUGCGCGUGGAAAAAAAAAUUGUUCCUGUGACGCCAGGCCGCGCGCGCGCGCUCAGUGUCUCCUCCACACCGCUGUCCAAUUCUAAUGCGAGUAAACUUACUUCAUCAUUAGUGGCCGAGAUCGGAUCAUCUCGCGUAUAAUCUUCCGCUAUUUAUUUCACUCGAGCCGUCAGUCUCUCUCUCUCUCUCUCUCUCUCUCUCUCCCAGUCUUCUCUGUUUCAGACAGCGACGUUCUUCGAAAGGGGACCAUGACAAGUAAUUUGAACAAAUAAGAGAAUUUACACAAGACCAGAACCAGCAAUCAUCCUUUAGCAGACACAAGAAAGAAGAACAAGUAGAGAAAAGCAAGGGGAAAGAAACAAGUGCAGGGAGAACAGGAGAAGUGUGCGAGGACAGUCGAUGGACGCUGCCCAGACCAAGGGGACAGCAGAUUCUCAUCUAGCAGGGAAAAGAAAGAUUUCAAAAUUGAGUCGAAGGAUAGAAACCUGCCGUCAGGCAUGGUGUGUGAGAAGGGGAUCCAGAUCCUUCUCACCAUUGUGGGGGCAUUCGCCUCCUUUGGCCUGAUGACGGUGGCAAUUGGGACAGAUUACUGGCUCUACUCUCGUGCUCUGAUCUGCAACAGUACAGCCAAUGUGACGCAGGAUGACCCACACAACAAGGACAAGAAAGACCCUGGAGCCCUCACACACUCGGGCCUUUGGAGGAUCUGCUGCCUUGAGGGUGUGAAACGAGGGGUGUGCUCUCAGAUCAACCACUUCCCAGAAGACGCAGACUUUGACCAUGAUGGAGCAGAGUACGUCUUGCGAGUGGUUCGGGCUUCAAAUAUCUUCCCUAUUCUUAGUGCAAUCUUGUUGCUGAUGGGGGGAGUGUGUAUUGCCGCUAGUCGCUUCUACAAGAGCAAAAGGAACAUCAUACUGGGAGCUGGCAUUCUUUUUGUAGCUGCAGGUUUGAGCAACAUCAUUGGCGUGAUUGUGUACAUCUCGGCAGCGCUAGGUGACAUCUCUCCAAAGAAGGAUGAGGAUAAAAAAUGGCAAUACUCAUAUGGAUGGUCCUUCUAUUUUGGUGGCCUUUCAUUCAUUCUGGCUGAGAUGGUAGGGGUGCUAGCUGUUAACAUCUACAUUGAAAAGAACAAAGAGCUGCGCUGCCGUUCACGCACCGACAUCUUCAAGAGCACAACACAUGCUGUGCUGCGCUUGCCUAGUUACCGCUUCCGCCGCCGCUCCUCACGGUCCAGUUCACGCUCUACCGAACCAUCAAGAGGCUCGCGGGACCCCUCACCUGCUGCUGCUGGCCCACCAGGGAGCAAAAGCUUUGGCCUGCCCCCCUCAGCACUACUUUCACAGGGGCCUGUCUCCGUUUCCACCCUGCCCAAUCCACACUCACACUCCCGCUCACACUCAGCCCUACCCGGAGGUGACAUCUCGCUCUACACCCUGUCACGAGACCCCAAACUGAGUGCACUGGGGGCUCUGGGUGCACCACCUGUGUAUGGCACAGUGGAUCGUGCCACACUCUACCAGUUGCACAACUGCUUUCCCAAAGAUAGUGGAGGAGGAGGAGCAACCAUGAUGAUGAGCGGCACACUGCCAUCUCUCAAGUCCCAUAAUCCAGCUGGAGUGCAGAAUUCAUCCAGUGGAAACUCGGCACCUUCAUCACAACCCCCGCCAUUCUCAUCCUCUACAGUGGAGAGGGAGAGAGGGAUGGGCACACUUGACAGGCUGGCCAAGCCAGAAAGCAAUUCCAACACGCUGAACAGAAAAACCACACCGGUGUAGUGAGAGACCAGAACAGAAGAGAGUGUAAAUCCUGUAUAGUGGAAGCUGAAUGAAGGUUGUGUUCAAGUUAAGAAAAGGAAAAAAAAAACUGAGAAAAUAUAUGUUCCUUCUGUCUCCCUGUCUGAAAUGCUUUUCUGUUUCACUUUAUGGAAAAUGAGUUUCAGACAAAAAUUGAACCAGUGACAAUUCAUAAUAACAACUACAACAUUCAUUUAGUUUUAUAACAUUUUUUUUAAACGUGAACUAUGAUCAUUGGAAACUGUACUGUGAAGUUUACCCUUUUUUUAUUUGUUAGAAAUUGAAGCGAGUGGUUGCCUAAGUGCAUUCCUAGAAGGUUUGUUGUUGUUGUUAUUAUGAGAAAAACAAUCUGUAGCGACUAGCUUUUUAUGUUGGAAAUGAUUUUCAAGACAUCAACUGUGAUUCCGAUACAGUGGAUACUGCAGAAGCAUGAGUGUCUAUAAUAUGUAUGAGAGAAAACAUAUUAUUAUUAUUAUUAUUAUUAUUAUUAUUAUUAUUAUUAUUAUUAUUAUUAUUAUUAUUAUUUAUUAAUAAUAUUAUUAUGAUUACAACUAGCAUAAAAACAACUUUGUAGAAAGCAUCUAAUUUAUUUUUAGAAUUGAUUUUUCUUUUCUACCAUUUGAUAACAUAAUAUUAAGUGUUUAUCCUAAAUAUUGUCUUCCAGUUAUAUCGACAAAAGAAACUAUGAAUUGAUGGACUGAAAACUGCUGACUGAGUGUUGAAAUGAAAUUUUUUUAAAUGAAUGAACCAUCCUAUCAUUAUUUUUGUUAUGAUCAUUAGUAGCUGUGAAAGUAACAGUAAUCUUUAUUUUGGGGCAUUACCAGAUUACCAGACCCCUCACUAAGACAAAG